Messenger RNA from Dermacentor silvarum, 3904 nucleotides. Its product is annotated as activated CDC42 kinase 1. Gene Ontology annotation, biological process: protein phosphorylation. The record is from RefSeq and is a predicted model, not a curated record. Gene Ontology annotation, molecular function: protein tyrosine kinase activity; ATP binding; protein binding. The transcript has 7 exons. Lineage: Eukaryota; Metazoa; Arthropoda; Arachnida; Ixodida; Ixodidae. The coding region runs from base 446 to 3067 and encodes 873 amino acids.
UCUAUGUUAUUUUCCGACAGUGCGGAUAUUGCGUCAGCAUUGUCGCUGCUGUGAGGUCAUGUGACGCAUGUGUUUGGCUCCCGUCAAAACAAGAGGAACGAGCGUACGUAAACGCGGAUGCAUCGUGACGCGGACGGACAGUGGUGUUCCGCUUGAUUCUGAACGGUAGGGCACGUACGGACCUCGUUUUCUUACCUGCUGCGUUAGCGAAAAAAGGUUGCCGAGGAACGCCGCCGACGCCGCCAGUCACAAUUGAAUGUCGCAGGAGACGACCGCCGGAGCGAGGCCUAGAGCGCUCGCGAGUUGACGGCGGGCGUCGAUCGUGUUCGGUCGGACUUGCCACCGCGGAUACUUUGAUGGCGGAUGGUCCCGUUCUGGGUUCGCCAUGUAAGUCACGGACCCGAUUGGAAAGUCGACACCCCGGAAACGGGCAGCAGGAACCGGCAUGAGUGCCAGCGGUCUAGGCGGCAGCGGCGGCAACACGCUGCGGCGGUCUGCGGGCUCGUCGGACCCGGGCGUCGCUGCCGCCGCGGCGGGCGAGGACGCGGGCGUCGAAUGGCUCUACGAGAUCCUGCGCGAGGUGCAGCUAGAACAGUUCUUCAUGAAGAUCCGGGACGAGCUGCAGGUGACGCGGCCGCGCCACUUCGACUUCGUCCAGACCGAGGACCUCGAGAAGAUCGGCAUGGGCAAGCCCGCGGCGCGUCGUCUGCUCGACACGGUCAAGAAGCACCGCGCGUCCCAGUGGAAGCGGAACCUGCUCAGCCGCCUGCUUCCCGUCGGCGUCAAGGCCCGGGGCUCGUCCUCGCCGCAGCAACAGCAGCCGUCGGUCGUGAUCGGGGCCUCGCCGACGGGCGACCUGAGCACGCUGACGUGCCUGAUCAACGAGAAGGACGUGACGCUGGCGAGCAAGCUGGGCGACGGCUCGUUCGGCGUCGUGGUGCGCGGCGAGUGGGACGCCCCGGACGGCCGCACCAUCCCGGUGGCCGUGAAGAUACUCAAGGAGGACGCCCUGUCCCAGCCGGGCGCCUUCGAGGACUUCAUGAAGGAGGUGAACGCGAUGCAGCAGCUCCGCCACCCGAAUCUCAUCCAGCUGUUCGGCGUGGUGCUCAGCGCGCCGCUCAUGAUGGUCACCGAGCUGGCUCCACUGGGCUCGCUGCGCGACUACCUGCGCAAGCAGUGCCGCCGGCUGCCGGUGUCCCGGCUCGUCGAGUACGCCGUGCAGGUGGCCAACGGCAUGGCGUUCCUCGAGUCGCGCCACUUCAUCCACCGCGACCUGGCUGCGCGCAACGUGCUCCUGGCGGCCGCCAACGCGGUCAAGAUCGGCGACUUCGGCCUCAUGCGCGCCCUGCCCAGUCACGAGGACUGCUACGUCAUGGCCGAGCAGAAGAAGGUUCCGUUCCCGUGGUGCGCCCCGGAGAGCCUCAAGUCGCGCCACUUCUCGCACGCCAGCGACACUUGGAUGUUUGGCGUCACCCUGUGGGAGACGUUCAGCUUUGGCCAGGAGCCCUGGGUGGGGCUGAGCGGUGCACAGAUCCUGCAGCGCAUCGACCAGCUUGGGGAGCGGCUGCCCCAGCCCGAGGCCUGCCCCGGGGAUGUCUACCAGCUGAUGCUCCAGUGUUGGGCGCAUGCACCGGCCGACCGGCCCACGUUUCCCGCGCUCAAGGACUUCCUUCUCGAAGCACGGCCACCUGUGCUGCGCGCACUGCGAACUGUGCAGGAGAGCGGCCGACUAGAACUGGAGCUGGGCGACCUGGUCGAGGUUCUGGACGGCAGGCCCGAGCACCACUGGUGGCGGGGCCAGAGCCAGCGUACCUUCCGCAUCGGGCAGUUCCCCCGCAGUGCCUGCGAGUCCUUGUCGCGUGUCAGCCCACGCGACAUCAGCAGACCUCUGCGAAAUAGCUUCAUUCAUACGGGCCACAUGGACGUGAGCGGCCGCACCUGGGGUGACCCGGGUUCCAUCGAUGAACUGUACCUGCGCAACCCCAUGGAGCCUCCGGACCUGUUGGGCCUGCCCCCCGAGGAUGACGAACCGCCCCCUCCACUGGCCACGCGACUGCAAGAGCUUGCUCGCCGCUCCUCGCAGAACAACCCCAUCACCAAGAGGACGACGCAGAUGCGCCAGUACAGCUACAACCGCUUUAUCGACGAGCGGACCGAUCCUAGCGAGCUGGGAAGGCAGAAUGAUGACCGGGCGGCAUCGUCUCCCAUUCGUCUGCUGGCACUGGGUGCUAACGGGUCAUCCGACGCCACUCCAGAACCCGAAUCCAAACCGAGCCCCAUCAAAGAAGGAGUCCUCAUUGACCUUUGCAGCGAAAUCGACACGACCCUCCAGGUUGCACCAGAACCCGUCCGCAAGUCAACACCGGCCGGUGGGCUGACAUUCCCCAGCGUCGGGGAGUCCAUUGCGACCUACUACAAUGUCUCAUCGGCCAAUGCCGAGCGUCCCUACUACAACGUCGGAACGCUUGACGCUAGGCCCACGUACUCCAAUCUGGACAGCUCCGAUCGGUACUACUCGUGUGUGACAGCUGACGGUGCCGCGCCGCUGUCGCGUGUCAGCAGUUGCCCCUCGCUGAGCGUCGACGACCUACUAUCCACGCCUAACAAUCACGCCACCAUCGGCAGUAACAAGCCCGCUGCUGCACCGCAGGGGAUGUCUCCACUGCCAGUGCCUUCGCAGCUGGAUGCCUUUGACUGGCUCGAUGCCAAGAUGGAGGCUGCGCGGAAAGCUCAGGCCUCCCCGAAGCACGCAUCGCUGUACGGCCGAUUGCCGCUACACUCCAUGGGGACAACCAAGAGUGCCACAGUGUGCGGUGUGCCCUUGCUGCGGCCUCCACCAUCACACGACAAGCGGCUCAGUGGCGGCAGCCGACUGUUCCCCAGCGACGUGCAGGUUACGGGCGUGGACCUCCUCCAGCAGCUUCCGCCACCUCCGACGCCCCCGCUUCCGGCACCACUUGCCCAGGUCACUCCUUCACAAGGAAAAUGUUUGGAGAGAACCAACUUAGGCGAAAAGGCAAGUGUGUCAGGACCAGUCUGUACAUUUGACAGCGCAAGACUGUAUUGAAUUGCACAUUGCAUUGCGAUGCUUAAAAUGCUCAGAUAGAGUGGCAACAGAACAGUAGUACUAGCAGUAUUUUACUGUAGUCAUUGAGCAAGGAAUACCUGCAGGGCCAUUGUAAGUGCCUCACCUUUUAGUCAAUAUCUGAGCUGUCAUGCGUUCAUGGAAAAGAUAACUGAAAGAAUGGUUAAAAAAGUUACAAUAGUGGGGCAGAGCAACAAAGAUAAUGAAGGAACCAAAAAGAAACAUUACAUAAUAGCACAUAAAAGCUUUGAUUUCACUAGAAUGAACACGAAGAAACAAUUACGCAACAGUACAAAACAACACAGAAAUACAGAGUACUGAAAAUGUUUUUGUAUGAAAAAGCUUAGCUCUGUUAAUGAGGGCCAUCUCCUCACUUAGUGAGAGCAGACCCUACAUGUGGAUGACAUUGCACCUUGUUGGGCAUGUCAAACAAGCCAGCAGAUGGACUUUGCUGUAGGAACAUGAGUGUCGUAUGCUUUGACAUGACAUUUUCAAAUGUAUAUGUCCAGUGUUUGUUUAACUAAUAUUUCGAAAUAUUCAUGUUAGACACAGGUGGGCUGGGACUGUGUACCAUUUGUAAAGAGCUCAUUUUUUCCUUUGUUUCUGCAUUGUGUACGGUCACAAGCUUUUUGCAUGACAAAUUAACAACCACACAUCAAUAUCAGAUGUAGAGCAACCCUUGAGGCACCAGUUGACGAACCAGUUCUCCUUAAAUAAAUUUUUACACAGUCUCAACACCAUAGAAACGUAGCAGGACAGCUCAAUGAUUUCAAACUUUUCAGCUUUUUAUUUUCAUUCACAAAAUUUGGACACCAUGCU